UCUCCUUCCUUGUCGCGCAUACCUUACGCCAUCCGAAGGAUUCCGAUUCCCCAGAAGCAAAUCGUCGGCACGAUGUCGGGCACCGAGGACGGGGAGGCGCCGCCGCCGCCGCAGCCGGAGAAGAAGCACGUCCAGUCGCCGCCGCCGUCCGCCCCGCCGGCCCCGGACGUCGAGAGCCGGGGGGCGGCUGCGGCGGCUCCGGCGGCGGCGGGCGGGGGGUCGGGGAUGGGGGUCUCGGCGAUCGUGAGGCGGUGGAGGAGGGACGAUCUGAUCCGGAAGGGGUCGCUGGUCCUCCGGGGCCUGGCCUUGCUGUUCUCGCUGCUCGCGUUCAUCAUCAUGGCGAGCAACAAGCACGGCGGGUGGAAGGACUUCGACAACUACGAGGAAUUCAGGUAUCUAUUGGCGAUAUCGAUCCUGGCGACGCUUUAUACGGGAGUGCAGGCGUUGCGGCACGUCCACCGGAUUUCUACCGGGCAGCUGCUGGUUCAGCGCCAGACGUCGGCCCUGAUCGACUUCGCCGGCGAUCAGGUUGUGGCAUACCUCCUGAUAUCAGCAGCAUCUACGGCAGUGCCCAUGACCAACAGGAUGAGAGACAAUGUGGAUAAUCUGUUUACAGACUGCUUAGCAGCUUCGAUAAGCAUGGCCUUCUUUGCCUUCCUCACGUUGGCUUUCUCCGCACUUAUUGCCGGAUACAAACUCUCGACCCAAUCCUACAUUUAGUUUACAUGUCCAUCGUUUGCAGUGUUGUUAUACCUUCAUUCUUUGUAUGCAUGGGGUUUGAUUAUAUCUUGUAAAUUGAUGAUUUCAUAAAGAAAGUGCUGUAUUUCGGCUUGCCUCUUUAUUCUAGUUUUGGGUGUUUCUCUAGGUAAAAAUGUACGAUGAAGAAAGGAUAAAAGUUGGUCACUCUCUCUCUCUCUC
Messenger RNA from Syzygium oleosum, 918 nucleotides. RefSeq names its product CASP-like protein 4B1. Lineage: Eukaryota; Viridiplantae; Streptophyta; Magnoliopsida; Myrtales; Myrtaceae. The coding region runs from base 73 to 720 and encodes 215 amino acids. The transcript is spliced from 3 exons. The record is from RefSeq and is a predicted model, not a curated record.